GGCCUCCUCGAUUACUCUGAUACCGGUCUUGACCUUUUCCUUUCAACCUCGGUAAUCUCCCAACCAAGCCAUUUCUUCUCUAAUAUUGCUACCAUCCUCCACCUCUUCCACAUAGUUCUUACUAUCUCCUACAUACUUGUAGUCCUGCGUCGUCGAGCACUGGUCGGGUGACCGGUUCUUUAGUCAAUCGGACUCGGUAGUCGAGCUUCGGUUGUUUUUUAUGAAAUUCGGUCGAUUGAAUCGAUCCGGGUGACGUAGCACAGCCUCUCAGUCUCUCCCCUGUCCUGCCAGCUACAUACAUACAACAACAAGCGCAGGCCAUUCAUAUAUAUAGUGCCACCCUUCCUCCUCCUCCCCCCCCUGCAGCCUUGUAUGCUACACCCACUCAACAAUCUUCCACUCCGACUCAACUGAAUACUCCUUUUGCACUUUUUUUUAGUCCUUUAUAAUUGUUGUUGUACUGUUCUCGCACUCUUCUUACUCUCAGUAAUACUCAAUUCGAUUUUCCGCCAUGUCGACGCCAAUGACAAUGCCUGUACCCUUCCAGCAGUUCAUGAUCCAUCCUCUUCAGGUUAACCACCACAAUAACCACCCGCUUCCCCCUUCGCUCGACUCUGCUCACUCUGGGGCUUCGAACCUGUCUCCCUCUAACCAUUCGACGGUCUCUUCGGUUUAUCCCAACUCUACUAGCACUGCUGCUACCUCGCCAGUAUCCAACUUCCAACCAAUGGCUCUCCUCGGCCCCGGCAACCUCAUGGCCCAUCAGCAGCCCGCCAAUCCUAACUCGACCACCCGUGUCCUACUCCUGGCUGACUUCAACAAGGAGCUCAAGACCAGAGACAUCCAGCAUGUCUUUGCCGAGUGGGAGGAUGACCGGGGCGGGUUCAAGAUCAAGUGGGUCGACGAUACCUCCUGUCUGAUCGUCUUCGCCGAUCCUGGCGUAGCCAAGCGGGCCUUCCUGGGUGUCUUAUCUAACCCACCCAGCUCCUUGACCACCAUCCAGCCCGACGGCACCGGCAAGGCCGCCACCCUGCGUGCUUACAAUAAGCCCGACGUCCCUCAGAUCUUGGCCUCCGUCCAAAACCGUCCCCGAUCUCGAUCGAACGCGUCCCAAUCACUUCAUUCGCGCGCAUCGUCGAUUGCCUCCACCGGUGGACUCGGCAGAAGACCAAGCAUGGGCGCCAUGGCUGCUCGCAAUCGGACCUCCUUAUCCGGGCCCUCUGGUCUUGCCAGCCGUGCUGGUUCGAUCGCCUCGAUGGGCUCCAACUCGCUCGGCCACCCUGAGUUAAUGGAUAAUAGUGCCUCUGUGCCCACGAGCAAUGGCAGCAUGUCGAUGAACCCAGCCAGCAACUUAUCGAAUGCUCCCAAUUCCGACAGUGGUGACUCAAGUGCCACCGCCAACCUAUCAUCUGCGGGAGCAUCGGGUAUGAGGCCUCGUAUCGAGGAUGCCGGCAAACGAUUCAUCGCCUCCGGACUAAGCAAGCCGGGCUCAGGGAUCACCCAGCAAUCCAUCAGCGAGCUUGACGAAAAUCCAAACACUGCCACUUACAACUUGGCCAAUCUGACGAUUGAAGAAGAGAGCGUCACGCCUACUGCAGCAUCCCACUGAGUAGGAAAAUGUGCAGGCAACGAUUAAAGAAACUAUACAAAACGUUGAUCUCUCUUGUAGUGUUUAUCGAGAUAAGGAGCUCAAACAAGAAAAUAAGAAGAAACCCUGUGGCUCAGUUUUGUUGUAAACGAUCGUUCAUUCGGUGUUGAUUUAUUUUUGUUUUCGAAAAAGAAGAAGAAGAACUGUUGAUUUCCCCCCCCCCCUUUAUUUUAGCUUUCUCAUUGUACAAACUCCAAGACCUAUUCACUUUAUAAAAAUACACAGAAUCUGACUAGCACAAAAACAUAAACAAACAGAACAUAGGCUAUCUCUAUCCUUUGAUGGAAAUCCCCAUCCGGCCUCAAGAUUUGAUAGCUUUGUUUUUUUUUUUCUUGCCUGUGUCCUCAAGAAAAUAACAAAGCCGAUCUAUUUCUUUUGGUUCAUGAAUUUUUUUGUGAUCGAUCGGUUACAACUCUUUUCAAGUUCUACUUUCGAUGUAUUACUAAGAUUCUUUCCUCUACCAAAGAUAUUCUUAACAAGUAAACAAACCCAAAGGAAUGUCUU
Molecule: messenger RNA, 2152 nt
Organism: Puccinia graminis f. sp. tritici CRL 75-36-700-3
Lineage: Eukaryota; Fungi; Basidiomycota; Pucciniomycetes; Pucciniales; Pucciniaceae
Exons: 3
Coding region: 512-1609 (365 amino acids)
Molecular function (GO): mRNA binding; RNA 7-methylguanosine cap binding
Source: RefSeq, a predicted model, not a curated record